This is a messenger RNA of Striga asiatica, 1050 nucleotides long. Lineage: Eukaryota; Viridiplantae; Streptophyta; Magnoliopsida; Lamiales; Orobanchaceae. The record is from the annotation of a GenBank genome assembly.
AUGCCGACGAGGAUGCUGAGGGCGGCGACCAGAUGGAAGGCAACUCGCGAGCCUUCGAGGCCGAGUAUGGUGGUGGGAGCAAGGAGAAUAGCCACAAGGCUGCCAAAAACGGACCCGAAGCUGGAUGUGAGGUGGAGCCACCCAAAGGCGGUCCCACGGUUGGACUCGUUGGUCGAGUCGGCUAUCAGGGACUGGAUGGAAGGGAUCACAAUGGCUAAGCCGAUUCCUGAAUGUGGAGGAGAUGGCAACGAGGAAGGUAGCGGCGGCCCAGAGGAAGGCACCGAGGGCGAUGACGUGCGUCCUGUUGUGGCGAGUAGCGAGGUAGGCGGCGACCGGGAAGCACAGUGCCUGCACGAACGAUUUGUAGAAGGUAAGCGAGCCCAGAUGGGUGGGGUCGGCAUGCAAAGAUUCUCCGACCUCCUUGUAAACCGCCGGCAGCAGCUGCUCGUCAGCGUUGUCCAUUAUUCCGGCGAGGUUCACCAGAAACAGGCUGAGCUCAGAAGCCCCGAGCCAUCAUCUGCAUCUUCAUGUUUAAGAUCUUUGCUGAAGGAAAAAGAUUCGAAAAUUCAGCAGUUAGAGAGAGAGAUAAAUGAGUUGAAGCGCGAAAGAGACCUUGCACAAUCUCAGCUUGUGUUAGAACGAAGCUCACGCAAAGAACAAAAGGAAGGAGUAGAUGAGGCAGCACAUAGUGAAGGGGAUGCCUAUAGACACGUAGAGCGCCUUGCCAAGUGCCCGCGCAUUCUCCUUCCAAACACAUUCUGUGACAAUAAUCCCACGGUUGGAGGCGCGAACGAGGAUAGGAUGGUCUCGAAUGACCUGUCCAAGGCCGAAGUCGCCACAAUAAACAGCGACCAGAUAGUAGCAGUAGUCCCAUUCGAAAAUCCCAUUAGCUCGAGCCACAUUCUCCCGAACGAGAGUGCCGACCAAGGGAAGCUUCCGGACACACCCUGCAACACCAGAAUCCUGAAAGACGGGACUUUUAUCACGUCCCUAGCCUCCUUAAGCAGAUUCCUUGCUUCCUCACCAAGAAAAGAUUUCGUGGGUUCUUGA